Chaetomium fimeti is the source of this 3210-nucleotide messenger RNA. Its product is annotated as ankyrin repeat-containing domain protein. NCBI's taxonomy places the organism in Eukaryota, Fungi, Ascomycota, Sordariomycetes, Sordariales, Chaetomiaceae. The record is from RefSeq and is a predicted model, not a curated record. The transcript has a single exon. Gene Ontology annotation, cellular component: nucleus; cytoplasm. Gene Ontology annotation, molecular function: protein binding. Bases 73 to 3066 code for a protein of 997 amino acids.
GUACGAAGUACUACCGAGUUACAUUGAACGAAGCUGGAAGCACACCUCUCGUGGCGGCAACCGGCAUUGACGAUGGCGACACUCGCUUCAUUGCCUAACGAGCUGCUCUAUAUCAUCUGCAAUUAUUUGUACCCGCCCAAUCACUGUUGGGAAGAUGAAGACGACGACAUCGACUUCGACCACGCAUGGUCCUUAUUGGAUUUACACUCCUUAAGUUCCGUGAACCAUCGCUUCCUGACCGUGAUUGAGCCGAUUUUAUACGCCAAGGGCCUCGGGCACCAUUUUGCAACCCCGCUUGCCUGGGCAGCCAAGCGUGGAUAUGCAGGAACGCUGCACAAGGCCCUGGCCGCCGGCGCAUCGCCAGACCGCAAACUGCGAUGCCAGAUGACACGCGAAUACUGGCAUUUCAUCAACGAUACUCGUCAGGCUGCCCGGGACUGGGCCGCCGGGGACCCCAAGUAUUGGCCAGCCUAUUCUGAGCAGCGGGUCGCGGUUUUUGAGGACAACGAAGAGUGCUGGGCAAGAGACAUGUCGCCAGGCCUGACCGACUAUGAUGUCCGCAAUCCUGCUCAUGAUCGUCUGUACAUUCGCCAAACAGGUGGCAACGUUAGCCCAGAUGAUAGCAACGCCUCUCACGCGGAAAGCCCCUCCCAUGACCGCCCUCCCGAGUUGUACGAAUCGGACGACGAGCUGCUUCGCGAGUACACCGCCCUGCACAUUGCCGCCGGGGAGGGACACACCGACCUCGUUAACCUCUUGCUGGCUAACGGCGCCUCAGUCGACAGCUCCUCGCGCUGGUUCUGCCCUUGUCGCCCGCUCCGUGGCUUGUGGCAGACCCUACUGGAUCCGCCAAAUCCUUACCACGUCCCUGAGCCGGUCGACUGGCCGCCCCUCCAUGCCGCCAUAUGUUCUUCACGCAUCGAGACCGCUAAAACUCUCCUCUCGGCCGGUAUAAAAGGUGGUAAGCGUUACCUCAACGGGCCCGCAGGCUACGGAGCCCUUCAUCAAGCCGCAGCCGCAGGUCAUGCCGAUUUAGUCGGCUAUAUCCUGGACAUUCACCCAGAACUCGACGUCGACGCCCCCGAUGAUCUCGGCCUGACUCCCUUCUACCACGCCUACACCAACGCCCGUUGGGACUCCACCGUGCCUCUCCUGCUGGCGCGGGGGGCAAACAUCAAUUCGCGCUUCCGCAUCAUUGGCGAUGACCGCCGUGAACACGUCCUCUGCCAUUCGACUCCCCUCGGUGAAGCUUGCCGGCUCGGCCGAUUCGAGGACGCUGUGAAACUGCUUGACCUCGGGGCCGAUGUCAACUUAGGCAUUCGGCUCGAAGGUGAUCCCGCCGAUUGCAUCCCCCUCUUGCACCUUUGUUGUAUGGACUUCAGCGGGGACGAUGAGUUUUUCCCCGAAAACGAGGUGAUUUGGAGUCGGGCCCCGGCCCAGAGGGCGUCUCGAGCAGCAGUCAUUGCGAGAAUUGUCGCCUCUGGAAUCUCGCCGGACGGAAGGUUUGCUUUCGAUAGCCUCCCUGAUGAAACCGCCCUCUCGGUAGCCGUGAGGUACGUUAACCUCGCCGCCGUGGAGGCCCUACUCGCCGCCGGCGCAGAUGUUGGAGCCCGGGAUUCGCGAGGGAGGAACGCGCUGAUGGUAUCCGUCGAGAGGCCGACGAGCAAUUCUUCUUCCCAAUUCAGCUUCGGCUACUUGGGGCGGAGGCCACAGCGGUCUUCUCUUGAGCCGUUAUGUCUGGGCUCGCCUCAGACGGUGCAUCCCGACACAUGGAUUAUCACCAAGCUCCUCAUCGAAGCCGGCACCAACCUGGCUGAUGGCGAUGAAGAUGGUAACACCGUCCUACACCAUCUCUUCGACCGUCUCUACGGCACCGAUAGCUGGAUCGAAACGCGCUCCGAUAUACGUGCUCUCCAGCUCUUGCUUGCUCGAGGUGCCGACCUUUGCUUGCGCAAUAACCGAGGCGUCUCCGCCUUGCAUGUCGCCGUUCGGAAUAGACGUCUGUGGGCUGUCGAGACCAUAGCAAAACAAAGCCGCAUUGACCUCGUCGAAGCCUUUCCCAUGCCGGAGAUUGGUACCCUUUUCGACGCAGUGCCCCUCGAAGAUCAUAUCAGGAAAGAGAGGCGCGACCCCAACUUGGGGCAUGUUAGCGAUCUUUGGCGGGUCGACAAUCCAACCGUGCAGCUCCUCGACGCACUCGUCAACAUGGAUCGUUCGGGCCGCCUAUCGUCCGACGUCGCCUUCAUCUGCUCCCGGCUGCACAACCGCUACAACGAGGAGCCCGCGCUGGAACUUGCCGAGAUCCUUUGUUUUCGGGGUCUCGAGGCGGGCAGCCUCGAUGGCGAAGCCAAGCUGACGAUACUACGUGCCGCCAUCAAGGUCGCCCGGUGGGAGAUGGCCCGCGCCCUUCUACGAGAAAUUCCCAAGACGGACAUCAACGCGCCUGACCCCGACGGCCACACCCUCCUCUCGCUCGUGACGUCGUCCAACCGGACGAGCGGUGGAGACUUUGCCUGGCAGCUCAUUGAGGCCGGCGCCGACAUCCACGCCCGCGUCCGCGCCACCCUGAUUCGUGACCAGGACAGGACACCCUUAAAACAAGCCUUCAUGCGCCCCGGGACGUACCCGAUUGCCCGCAUGCUACAGAAGCAGCCGAUCCGGGGCAACCCGCGUGCCAUCGAGGAGCGCUAUCUGCACUGGGCCGUGACCCUGCCGUGGAACACGUCGCUGCCGUCCGAAUGCUCCAGGUCGGUUUGGGUCAAAAGGGACAACAUCAUCCGCGCCCUCCUCGUCGCCGGCGCCGAUCCCGCCCAGCUCGACAGCAACGACGACACGCCGCUGUCGCGGGCCGCGACACAGAUGAGAGACGAUGGAGAUGUUCAGUGGGAUAUGAGCUAUUGGGUCAAGCCCCUGUCUAGAGGCGUCGACGUGCACCGGAAGAACAAACAGGGUCGGAGUGUGGUUGACUACCUCGGCGACCCAGAAGAUUACUGGGAAUACCCCGACAUUGAACGGAUCCGUGACCUUCUGGUGGAAAAUGGGGAGACUGACAACAUGGAGAUGUGAUGGUCACAACGAGAGCGGUCGUCAAGCUUAGUGGCGCAAGCCCGACCGAGUUACAUGUGCGCCUAUGCUCGGGCGGAUAUUGCAUCCUCGCGCGGGGUGAGCCGAGCACAUCAUUAGGGACCAGGAAUGGGGACGGGGCGUAAU